AUGGAAACAUUAGCUGGAGUGUUAAAUGCUCUCAUAAAUACUACAAUAAACAAGGAUAACGAAGAAAACUUAAUGAAUGUUAAACUUAUUGCAGGAGUUUUGAAGUUCAGUUAUGCGAAGGAGUUUAAGAUACCAAGAAUGAGUCAUAGAGUACAACUUCUUUUGGGUGCAUACCAUAUGACAUUUCCUUUGAAAAGUGUUGACAAAACGAUUGAGAUGAAAUCUGUUCCAUACGUAUGUUAUGGCAAUUGUUUGUACAUUGAGUCAAAAAUAGCUAAUGUCACAGGUAUUUCAGGAGUUAAUAGUAAAGGUUCAGUAGAAUAUAAAUCCUUCUGUUAUGCAGUCAAUUCAAUGUUCAUUCCAAACGUUCCUGUCAUAGCAACUCAUUUAGGUAAAUGGGUUCGCAUUAGUCCUCAUAAUUUGAAAGACAUGCAAUUCAGACUUGUUGACUUUCAAGGAGAGCCUGUAGAACUGAAGGCACCAGUGCGAAUGACUGUUGAAGUUGACUUUUUAGAAAAUAUUAAAUGCAACAGCUUACAAGAGA
Molecule: messenger RNA, 544 nt
Organism: Trichomonas vaginalis G3
Lineage: Eukaryota; Parabasalia; Trichomonadida; Trichomonadidae
Exons: 1
Source: RefSeq, a predicted model, not a curated record